CUGAGAUACCUUAAAAACCGCCUUAGUUAAUCUUCAGCUAAGAAGAAUCCUGCACAAUCUUCUGAUCUAGGGUUAGGGUUUUGUUUUCUGACUCCAAAAGAUGCCGAAGAACAAGGGAAAGGGAGGGAAGAACAGGAAGAGAGGAAAGAACGAAGCCGAUGAUGAGAAGCGAGAGCUUGUGUUCAAGGAGGACGGCCAAGAGUACGCUCAGGUGCUCCGAAUGCUCGGAAAUGGCCGUUGUGAAGCCACCUGCAUCGACGGUAACAAACGCCUUUGUCACAUCCGGGGAAAGAUGCACAAGAAAGUCUGGAUCGCUGCUGGCGAUAUCAUCCUCGUCGGACUCCGUGACUAUCAGGACGAUAAGGCUGACGUCAUCCUCAAGUACAUGCCUGAUGAGGCUAGGCUCUUGAAGGCGUACGGUGAGUUGCCGGAGAACACUAGGCUCAACGAGGGGAUUGCAGGAGGCCUUGAUGAGGAGGAUGAUGGUGCUGGUGAUGAUUACAUCGAGUUUGAGGACGAGGAUAUCGACAAAAUCUAGGGUUUGUGAACUUGAACUCUGGUUAUGGGCUUUGUUUGGCCUCAAGUGUAUUUGCUUCAGGUGUAAUUUGGUAAAAUAGAGGGAGAAUUAUAUGUAAUAUUUUAAGUGACAUGAAGGUCUAUAUAUAAGUUGAAAUUUAUGCAUGAAGGUUUAUGCUUUGAUGGAAUGGAUGCAAUAAUA
Messenger RNA from Ilex paraguariensis (yerba mate), 718 nucleotides. Lineage: Eukaryota; Viridiplantae; Streptophyta; Magnoliopsida; Aquifoliales; Aquifoliaceae. The record is from the annotation of a GenBank genome assembly.